Messenger RNA from Closterium sp. Naga37s-1, 243 nucleotides. Lineage: Eukaryota; Viridiplantae; Streptophyta; Zygnematophyceae; Desmidiales; Closteriaceae. The record is from the annotation of a GenBank genome assembly.
CGCAUGGGCAUGCAGUACCACUGGAGCAACCGGGGCUAUGGCAGCUUCAACGAUUUCCUCAUGGAUUUGAAGCAGUCCAAGCGCAAGACCAUUCGACAGGAGCGGAAGAAGGUAGCAGCGCAAGGCUUGAAGCUGCUUCGGCUGAGGGGAGAUGACAUCAAGGUGAGGCAAGAUGACGUCAUGGUGAGGCGAUAUGACGUCAUGGUGAGGCGAGAUGACGUCAUGGUGAUGGGAGAAUUGUAA